UAGACUGCCUCCUAUCUUUCCUCUCUCCCUUCAUUUCAAACGUCCGGGAGGGAAAAGAAACAGCCCUUGUCUGCUACUCUUUCUCUCGGCUCACACGCUGAUCGCAGUCCGCCGAUCGGUCCUGAAGUCCGGGGGAAAAUAUCCCGCGCAGCCCCGUCGACUACGUUUUUUAUUUUAUUGUGUGUGAUACAAGCAGGGAGCACAGGAAACUGCAGCAGAGUGCCAGCGUUGAACAAGAAGAUGUCCUGCACAGAGAGCAUGAUCUCUUUACCUACCUUCAGUGUCUUGUAAUCAAUGGCAGCCUCAGUCCAGACUCUUCCUCUGACGCGUGGCCCCAGCCAGAACUUCCGCAGCCCUUUCCCCACCUCCCCCCUCUCCUCACACUGCGGCAUGGGAAGUGUAGGGAGUCUGGUGGAGAAGUCAGAUGUGUCUCCGACUAAAGGUAACCGCGCGGUGCCCCAGGUGAGACCCAGACAGACCAAUGGCUUGCUGAAGAAAGGCCUGACCCAGAGAGAACUACUGAACUACCUCAACAUUACCAGAAAAGAGCCCAAAGCAGGUUCAAGCAGCGACAGCAAAAGGGACAUUAUCGGAGGCCGGGAAGAGGAUGAAGCUUAUGCCAAAGUCUACAGUAAAGAUGGUACUGAAAUAGACCUGACUAAAAACUCACUGCCAAGUGGGGGCAAGUAUGAAAAGGUUCGGUUCAGGUCUUCUGCAUUCAAGCCCGUCACCCCGAAAAACUUCAGCUCCAUGCAAAACCUCUAUCCCUCUUCCAAGUUGGAGGAUAUGGACCACGGCCUUUCAAAUGGAUUGCACAGAGCAUACGGCCACAUCGCUAAAACAGUCUCCACCUCUUCUUCUUCUUCCUCACCCUCCCGUCAUGGAGGAUCAACAUCAUGUGGUAACAAGGCCAUCUCCUCCGUGCCAGUGAUGAGCCACGAGGAAGACAACCUCUCAGACUCGGGUCAUAACUCAAUGAGCAGCCUGCCGCCAUACCGCCCUCCCUUCCGCCCACAUUUGUCUCACAUCAGCGCAUCCAUGGGCCACAUCAACACCAUUGGCUCCUUGGAUCGAACGUCUCAGGGCCUGAAGGCCGCAGGGUCAGGGGGCGUGGCUAUGGGGGAGGUAGCAUGUCGAAGCAUGGCCACUCUGAACCGUCUGACUCCCUACGGCAGCGAGGCUCCGCCUCCUUACGAAUGGAUGCUGUCCCUCUCGGUGGAGGACGUGGUGCGGGAUCUGGAGGAGCGCCUGGUGGAGAAAGAGCAUGAACUCAAGCAGGUGAAAAGGAACUUGGACGAGAGCGAGGGCGCCAUCGCUCAGGUUUUUGAAGGGAAGCAGCGUCUGUGGGAGAAGGAGGUGGAGGAGCUUAAGCGACUGUACGCCGCUAAGCUGCGUCAGGUCUCUCAGCACGCCCAGCGGUCCCAGCGCAGCUUGCAGUUGGAGCUGUUUAGGUCCCAGCAGGAGAAGAAUCACCUGCAGGAGGAGCUCGACAGUCUGAAAAGCCAAGAAGCCACAGCCGUGCCUAAGCCGACUAGUCCGACACUGGAGGAGACACAGUGGGAAGUUUGUCAGAAGUCAGGGGAGAUCUCGUUGCUAAAGCAGCAGCUGAGGGACUCCCAGGCAGAAGUGACCCAGAAGCUGAGCGAAAUCUUCAAGCUGAAGACACAGCUACGGGAAACACGGAUGGAGCUACGCAACAGGGAAGCCCAAAUAGAUGCUCUGAAGCUCAUCCUGCAGGGGACGCAGCGCGGCAGGUGUUCCUCAGCCGGGGAAAGUAUGAAAGAAGCUGAAGAGAGUCCAUCAGUGGGGGCAACGGGAGGCUCUGGUGGCCCCACAGAAGAGCGUCUGCGUGCAGAGCUGCUACUGGAGCGACGCCAGAGCGAGGCCCUGACCAUGGCCUUUGAGGAGGAGAGGCACACGUGGCAGACGGAGAAAGAUAAGGUCAUCCGCUACCAGAAAGAGCUGCAGGCCAGCUACUUGGAGAUGUACCACCGCAACGAAGCCCUCGAGAAGGAGCUGCAGCAGCUGAGGGCAGGCGGGACACGAGAAGGAAGGGGAACAGGAGAAGGAGGGGAGAGCAGAGAUGGGACGUUGGAUAGGGAGGCACCGGAGCUGACAGCUGAGAGAGCAGCAGGAAAUCCAGAGGAAACACCUUCCUCGAGUCUGCCUUGGAUAGAGAGGAUUGAAUCAUCUGAAAUUUGAAUGUGACACACUUGUUUGCAAUGCAAACUGUUUUCUCCUAAAGCAUGGACCUAUGAAGUCUGCCUGGAAUAAACCCCCAAAAAAUUAAACAAAAAUAGAAAUCUGGAGACUGAAAAACAAUAUUUACCAGGUCAAAAUUCUAAACAAUUUACCAAAAUUCUGUAAAGGAUAAUGCUCACCUGCAGGAUUUAUGUGUAGUGCCAUGUGAUAGAAGUGAUUUAGAUAGCACACACAAAGGAUCUAAAGAAAAGGUCAAAGAAAAAUAACAAAAGUUUGGUAAACCUUUGACCCUUAUUGGAGCCCAAAGCAAUGAAGAAUAACCAGAACAUAACAUUUUUCGUCACCGUUUUACAACAGAAGUGUUUGAAAUGUGCUUUCAAGUACAAAUUAUUUUUUGAUUUACCAAAAAAUAACUUGUACUUUGUAAAAGAAAAGUAAAGGAAAGAUGGGUUAAACUUAAAAACAAAAAAUAAUAGCUUAGUUAGAACAAAAGAACAUGCCAAUGUGAAAACCUUAACUAAAUCUUAAAAUGGUACCUAUUAUCUCAUAUUUUCUCAUGUAUUUUUAGUAUUUUCCUGGUAUAAAAAUGCUUCAUGCUGUCUGGUCCCCUUUGCUUCUGCACCUUGAUUGUAUUGUUGCCAUUUUCCUGCAAAAGACUGGACCUUUAACAUCCUUCUGGACAUGUUCACGCCAAAGCUUGUCAGCGCCACACGUAUCCUCAGCAGAAUAAUGCAAACUGUAAAAUCACAGGAAAAGCACUGCCUAAGACUUAUUUGAAUGAGCUUAAUGGUGACUGUUUUCCUUCCAAGUUGACUCGUUGGCAGAUCUUGACCAUAACCAAAGCCUUCAUUUAAUGAGGUCCCUGGAAAUGCACCAAGUAACUUGCUGUUGACCAGAAUUACCUUGACUGGCUGGUUGGACUAAAAUGUCCAAUCUGUAGUGUGGAAGUUGUUACUGAGAGAAAAAGGCUCUAACUAUUUUCAGGAUCAGAGUUGUCAGUUCACUCCUUCUCUACCUCCUACUUCUGCAGUUUUAGUUGUUUCAUACUCAACUUUUUCAUUUAGCAAAACGAGCCCGUCUGCCGUAGUCACCUUGGGGACGAUUUGUUCAACCGAUGAAGGAGCAAAUUGAUUCUAGCAAAGUUGAUCGGUUGUGUCCUUUUGAGCUUUUCAACUUCUGUAAUAGAACAUAGGACCAUGUGGUACUUGGCCUCAUUUAGAGGAACUCAAGCAAUCUUUGUCAUAAUUAUUUGCAAGCAAAAAAUAAAAGAAUGAUUUAGGCGUGAUGUAGUGCUAACUGGCACCAAAACGACAAACUCCCAGUAUAAACUGCAAUGUGUUCAAGAAAGUUUUAAUAGCAUUUAAGUCUUCAGGGGUACAAAUAAUCAAUCGUUACUGUGGCUGUCACUAGGUUUAUAUGCAUGGCAGCCAUGUUGGAUUCAAGGAACCUUUCUGUUAAAAUAUCAAAUUACAAGCUUGAAAUUUUUACCUUCUUGGCCAAAACAGAAUUGAAAUGCAUCCUUCAAGCAGUGCUAAUGCAUAAGAUUGGGUUUUAUGGAUUUGUUUUUAUAAAACAACAAAUUAAUAAUGUUAAAGUCCUGUGGCAAUAUUUUUAAAUGUCUGUCAAGAGGUUGGACUUGUAAUAGUUUGAGAACCAUUGGUUUAGUGAAUAAUACUGAGUUAAAACUAGUUAUGAUUAGAUUAGUAAAACCCUGGUUUACAGCCACUGCUCUUACACCAACAGUGGGACCUUAUCUCUGCUCUUAAUAUAAAUUAGGGCCGCUCACAGCAGGAAUAUCUCUAAUUCAGUUAUGGUUCUUAAAAUAAAUUGGAACAGUCUAAAAGUCUUUAUCAGUGGUCAAAGGUUUACAAAAACCAGACAAAUCUGUGAUUGGUCCAUCUCUACGUGUGAUUCUGAGCCUGUUACUGUGUGCAGAUGGAUCAGUGUACUUGUCUUUCAGCUGAGUUCAUGUAAAAACUCUGCGUUUCUGAGUUUGAUUUGGAGAAAAAAAUAUAUCUGGUGCACAUCUUUUGAACAUAUUUUCCUCAUUAUGUCUCCUUUCAAGUGAGAUUUACAAAUGUUGUACAUACCUGCACUUUUAAUUUGUACUCCAAAGAGACUGUUGUCUUAAAUCCUUGAAAUCUGUCGACUUCCACAUCGUCUGAUUGCAGUAAAAGCAAGUGCUAGCUGUUAGUAAUGAUUACAUUAGUCCUCCCAAAUGCAUGACUGAAGUCAAACUAUGUUCUUUUAAUUAGAAAUAUUCACAAGCCAGCUGUCUGUUGAUCUUUGAAUAUACUGUGAUGUCGAUUUACUGGAAUUAAAACUGUACCGAAUAAAUUAA
Molecule: messenger RNA, 4543 nt
Organism: Girardinichthys multiradiatus
Lineage: Eukaryota; Metazoa; Chordata; Actinopteri; Cyprinodontiformes; Goodeidae
Gene: n4bp3
Product: NEDD4 binding protein 3
Exons: 10
Coding region: 295-2202 (635 amino acids)
Cellular component (GO): cytoplasmic vesicle
Source: RefSeq, a predicted model, not a curated record